UCCUGGCGCCCUCAUGUCUUCACGGGACUCCCCGCGCCGGUUGACGUGGUGUCUCGUUCGGAUUUCCAGGCAAGACCUCAGCUCCGGCGGCAGCAUCAGCCCGGCACGUCUCGAGCUCCCAGGCGCUGCGCCCCGAGAAGGCGCAGAGCGCGACCGCCGCAGCUGAGCCACCCGCCGCACCCCGGGCCCGCGCAGCCCCCGCCAAGACCGCGGCGCGCGCAGCCUUGUCACCCCCCGACCCUCACCAGCGGCGGCUGCUCAAACCUCGAAUUCUGCGGGUACUGGGGGCCAGCGGGGGAGCUGUCGGCAUCCCUCGCCCUCCUCGCGGCGGCGGCGGCGGCGGCGGGAACCUUGGCCGCCGCCUCCUGCGCGCCCUCGCUGCCCCGAGCGGCCCCAGGACUCCGAACUCUUGCCCCUGACCUGUCGGGCGGGACUCCGCGCUCCUACCCUUGGCCCAGAUGGGUUUCCUGGCUGGGACUUGGGUCUCCUGGAGUUAAUGUCCAACUGGGGGUCUGCGGAGACCGGAUCCGAGGUGCCGCCGCCGGUCGGGACUCUAAGAUGAAGUUAUGGGAUGUCGUGGCUGUCUGCCUGGUGCUGCUCCACACCGCGUCCUCCUUCCCGCUGCCCGCCGGUAAGAGGCCUCCCGAGGCGCCCGCCGAAGACCGCUCCCUCGGCCGCCGCCGCGCGCCCUUGGCGCUGAGCAGUGACUCCAAUAUGCCAGAGGAUUAUCCUGAUCAGUUUGACGAUGUCAUGGAUUUUAUUCAAGCCACCAUUAAAAGACUGAAAAGAUCACCAGAUAAACAAAUGGCAGUGCUUCCUAGAAGAGAACGGAACCGGCAGACUGCAGCUGCCCACCUGGAGAACUCCAGGGGUAAAGGUCGGCGAGGCCAGAGGGGUAAAAACCGGGGCUGCGUUUUAACUGCGAUACAUUUAAAUGUCACUGACUUGGGUUUGGGCUACGAAACCAAGGAGGAACUGAUUUUUCGGUACUGCAGCGGCUCCUGCGAGACAGCUGAGACAACGUACGACAAAAUCUUAAAAAACUUAUCAAAAAAUAGAAGGCUGGUUAGUGACAAAGUAGGGCAGGCAUGUUGCAGACCCAUCGCCUUCGAUGACGACCUGUCAUUUUUAGAUGAUAACCUGGUUUACCAUAUUCUAAGAAAGCAUUCCGCUAAAAGGUGUGGAUGUAUCUGACUCCGGCUCCAGAGACCGCUGUGUAUUGCAUUCCUGCUACAGUGCAAAGAAAGGGACCAAGGUUCCCAGGAAAUGUUUGCCCGGAUGGAAGAUGAGGACCAAGGCAGCAGAGGAGGAGCAGCAGGAGGAGGAAGGCAGCCGUCGUGGGAGCCUGGUAGAGGGGGAUCCAGCUGCAGACAGCGGGACAGGAGCGAGAGAAAACCGCUGUCUGGAUCCUCCCGGGCGGCAGCUGAUGCCACCAGCAGCUCAGGGCUGGUGUCCCUGGAUGAGCGUUGCCAUUGUCGUGCCUGACACAGCCCACCGUCCCUGGUCACAGGCACAGUUGCGGAUGCACUUGAAACCAAACCAGUGUAUCUCCUGUGGUUUGUUUUCACAUGUCUGGAGACACCAGGGAAACGGUAAUCCCGGUGUCAUUCCUUGUCAUUAUGUUUUACUGCUGAAAGCAAGAAAAGUUUAUUUUUCUGUCACUCAGUGGAGACAUACCCCGGAAAGGGAAAAAAAA
This is a messenger RNA of Manis javanica (Malayan pangolin), 1696 nucleotides long. RefSeq names its product glial cell derived neurotrophic factor (gene GDNF). Gene Ontology annotation, biological process: peripheral nervous system development; positive regulation of branching involved in ureteric bud morphogenesis; negative regulation of neuron apoptotic process. Gene Ontology annotation, molecular function: glial cell-derived neurotrophic factor receptor binding; receptor tyrosine kinase binding; growth factor activity. The record is from RefSeq and is a predicted model, not a curated record. NCBI's taxonomy places the organism in Eukaryota, Metazoa, Chordata, Mammalia, Pholidota, Manidae.